Molecule: messenger RNA, 1293 nt
Organism: Papaver somniferum (opium poppy)
Lineage: Eukaryota; Viridiplantae; Streptophyta; Magnoliopsida; Ranunculales; Papaveraceae
Product: cation/H(+) antiporter 15-like
Exons: 3
Coding region: 1-1293 (430 amino acids)
Biological process (GO): proton transmembrane transport; regulation of pH
Cellular component (GO): membrane; endomembrane system
Molecular function (GO): antiporter activity
Source: RefSeq, a predicted model, not a curated record
AUGAUAUCAGUUCUACUGUGUGGAUUAGCUAGUGAAUUUGCUGGAUUUAGUCCUGCAGUUGGGACUUUCUUUCUAGGUUUAGCUCUACCUGAUGGUCCUCCACUUGGGGCAGCCCUAGUUCAUAAGCUUGAUUACCUUAUUACUGUAUUCUUCAUGCCUCUUAAUAUCGGUAUGGUCGGAAUGAGGACAGACAUCCGUCAAGUUCGCCGAAAGUUUUUAUGGCGUGCUGUAAUUACCAUGAUUUUUUGUUUCAUUGGGAAGAUUGUUGGGAUUAUGUUCGCAGGUGUACGUUAUUUUGGAGUGUCUAGGAAAGAUGGUUUCUUGCUUGGACUCAUCGUGAAUUUAAAAGGCAUUGUCGAGAUUAUCAUGCUUAAUUGCUGGGUAGAGGAUAAAGUAACUGAUCUCGGGAUGAAUACAGUCAUAGUGUUGGCAUUUGUGGUGAUAGCAGCAGUCGUUACACCACUGGUGAAUUACCUGUACGAUCCCUCACUGAAAUUUCUAGCCGACAAAAGAAGGAAUAUGGUUUCGCGUUCCAACUCAUUAGGCUUGCAUGUACUUGUGUGUGUCCAUACCCAAGAUGAUGUUCCAGCUAUUAUCACACUUCUUGAAGCCUUGAAUCCUACCAAAAUCUACCCCCUCAAGGUCUCUAUCCUCCAUCUCAUUGAGCUUGUGGGUCGUUCUUCUUCUCUCCUUACAGCCCACCCACUGAGAGAACGUUCUUCCACAGCAAAACCAAACGAAACUGAUAGGAUCAUCAGUGCCUUCGAAAAAUUACAACAAUGGAACCAUAAGGUUGUCACGAUUGAACCCUACUCUACCACCUCUCCUUAUGCUUCAAUGCACAAUGAUAUAUGCACCAUGUCAGUAGAUAAGAAGACUUCUCUUGUAAUAUUUCCUUUUCACCCACAAGAUACAACCAGUUUGAGAAAUGAUUUGGGCAGGCCAGCUAUUUCAAACCGCAAUAUUAAAAUCCUAUUUCAAAACUUGCUAGGAAUCUCGCCUUGCAAAGUUGGGAUCCUAAUUGAAGGUAACAAUCAUCAAGCUAAGAUUACUAGUAUCUCGCCAGAUAUGCCAUUCAAUGUGACUGUACUCUUUUUCGGCGGUCCUGAUGAUCGAGCAGCAUUGAGUUUCGCAACGAAUAUGAUCCAUCAUCCGUGCGUCUUUGUUACUGUUAUAAGGUUUCUUUUGCCCACUAGCUCAUCGUCCAGUGAAUCUAUUGACUAUAAUAUUGGACAAAAGUUGCUGGACGAUAAAUUGAUAGACUAUUUUAAACGUAAGAUUUUGAUCUUAUGA